CAGCCUGGAAAAAAGAUACACAGAGCAAUAUGCUGGGGAAAAAAAGAGAAAAUGAUCAAACUACUCAACAGACAUCAAUCCCAUUUUAUAAAGGAUAUCCAACAGAGACUGCUCUACUGUCAAUAGCUGAAACUCUGUGACUGGCAAGAAGUCACAUCAGCAAGCCACUGGGGUUUUUCAGGGUUCAGUCCUUGCAUCCCUUCUCUUCUCGAUCUGCGCAACAUCACUCAGUCCAAUCAUAAAGGCACAUGGAUUCUCUUAUCACUGCUACUCAGAUGAUACGCAGCUCCACUGGAUGUUACAGCCUGAUGACCCCCCCAUCUCUGCCUGCCAUUCAGAGAUCUCAGCAUGGAUGAAGGAAUGGCACCUUCAGGUCAAUUUUGCGAAGACAGAACUCCUAGUUAUCCCAGCCAACCCAUUUGUUAUCCACAACCUCACUAUUCAUCUUGGUUCAACAAUACCAUCAACAACAAAGACAGUCAGGAACUUGAGAGUGGUGUUUGAUGACCAGCUAAACUUCACCGCCCACAUCUCGUCAAACAUCCAAUCAUCUAGGUUUGUGCUUUACAACAUGAGGAACAUUAGACUCUUCCUGUCUAAAUAUGCUACUCAGCUCGUGGUCCAUGCUCUUAUCAUCUCAAGACUUGACUACUGCAGUGCUUUGUUGGCCGGCUUCCCCACUAGCAUGAUUAAGCCACUCCAGAUAGUCCAGAACAUGGCAGCCAGCAACGAUGUCACACCCCUCUUGAUCUCACUCCACUGGCUACCUGUAGCUAUCCGCAUCAAAUUUAAGGCUUUGACUUUGGCCUUCAGGACAGAAAAUGGAACAGCACCCCCUUACUUCAACUCACUUAUCCAGGUCUAUGUACCCUUUCGCUCUCUGUCGCCUGGUGGUUCCAUCGUAACAAAUAACAAAGUUACUCUCCAGAUCAUUCACUUUUUUUGUUCCUCAGUGGUGGAAUGCUCUUCCAACCUCCACCUGAUUAUUUAAGACCAUCUCAUCAUUCAAGAAACAGCUGAAGACAUAUCCCUUCCAUGAGCACUAAACCAGUCCACAAGCAUAAGGCACUUCUUAUUUAACUAAAAAAUGUAUUUCUCUGUCUGUUGUCCUACUCUAGCUAUUGGAACUUUGCAGUGUGAUACUGCAGAUAUUGUUGGCUUUUGUAUGACACAUUGCUUAAGUUCCUGAUUUGUAAGUUGCUUUUCAUACAGGCAUCUGCUUAUUGAUUUAAUGAAAAUGAAAGAUUUGAUUAGGGCUUGAAUGAAGUAUAAAAAAUGUAUCUCUAAGGGACUAGAGAGGUUUUAUAAGGUGUGUAUUAAGGGUGCAUUUGAGUUUUUGAAAAAUAUUCUACAUGAAGAAUGGUUUAUGCAUGAGAAUGUUGCAGAAAUGUAUUUUUGUUACUUGGCUAAUUAAGGCUUGUCAGAAUUCAAUUCAUUAUGUUAUUCUUUUACUCAUUCUAAAUA
Molecule: messenger RNA, 1464 nt
Organism: Myxocyprinus asiaticus (Chinese sucker)
Lineage: Eukaryota; Metazoa; Chordata; Actinopteri; Cypriniformes; Catostomidae
Exons: 2
Coding region: 296-991 (231 amino acids)
Source: RefSeq, a predicted model, not a curated record